Molecule: messenger RNA, 3555 nt
Organism: Harpia harpyja (harpy eagle)
Lineage: Eukaryota; Metazoa; Chordata; Aves; Accipitriformes; Accipitridae
Gene: EXD1
Product: exonuclease 3'-5' domain containing 1
Exons: 11
Coding region: 726-1931 (401 amino acids)
Biological process (GO): nucleobase-containing compound metabolic process
Molecular function (GO): 3'-5' exonuclease activity; nucleic acid binding
Source: RefSeq, a predicted model, not a curated record
CUGCGGGCAGGGCCGCGCCGCCUCAGCUUGUGAGGGGGAGCGGGAGGGGCGCAGGCCGGCCCAGCGCCGUGAGCCCGGUCGCUGAGGGAAGGGAGCUGGCGAACAGGAGCCUGGCUCGGCGGUGGACGCUUCGUCACCGCUGGCGUGGGAAGGCUGACACGCCGAGCGUGCCCGCGGGUGCUUUCCGGGAGGCAAAACGGGCCCUGGGACGAAUAAAACGUAAAGUAGGAGUUAGCAGCACCUGCCUGUGCUCUCAGCUGUGAGACUGUGUAGGUGUAGCAGCCCUGAGUUGUGUCCUACUCGGUGCACGGUCAUCUUAUGGAAACCCUCUUCUGUAGAGCGAAAGAGCUGUCACUUAAAAUAACCCACUGGCUGUUUUGGUUUUUUGGUUUUUUUUUCCUAGUUACUAGUACUGCCCGGUCCUAUGGUCUUGCUCUGUUCUGCAGAUGAUAAGCUUUUACCCCAAACAGUAGAGCUUGAUGUAUGUCUGUAUUUUCUUCCCCUCCCUCAUUUCAGUGAAGAACUUAGAAACUGGCAGAAGCGCUCCAGGAGUAAAGAUGUUUUUUGGCCAUGAAAUAGUCAAUGUGGAAUUGCUGGAUGAACCAGAUUCAGGGAAGGGAACAGCAAUGCUCUCUGAAAUAAAUGUGAAAUUUUAUCUGAAAUAAAGGUCCUUUUGUGCAAAAUAAGCUUACUGUUGGGUAGCUUCAAGAUCUUCUUUAAGAACCAUGCACAUUGGAUUAGGAAGUUGCUUCACAUGCAGCAGUUCAUUGUCUGGACACAGGUGCACUUCAGCUGUUGAAGGGAACAAACAAGCGGACACAGGACCAGCGGAUUGUGGCCCGUGGACUUCUUGCAUUUCCCAAGAGAGCCAGCUCAGAGCCUCAAAUAGCUUAAAAUACUCCCUCUCAGAGGAGAAGGAAGAAGAGAAUGUGGAGUACACAGUUGUUGAUUCUUUUCAGCAGAAAUUUGGCCCAGCAGUGCUGCACCUAAAACAGCAGUGUGUUGUCAGUGUAGCAGGAGACGGUGUUAAUUUGUGUCGUCACAGAAAACUCUCAUGGCUUGAGAUAGCAACAAAGAGCCAUAUUUUUCUAUUUGAUAUCUUCCUUCUGGGACCUCAGGCUUUCAAAAAUGGAUUACAAAUGGUGCUGGAAGAUAAAAACAUCUUGAAGGUCAUGCAUGACUGCCGCUGGAUCUCAGACUGCCUGCUUCACCAGUACGGUGUCCUUCUCUUCAAUGUCUUUGAUACACAGGUUGCUGAUGCUCUGCAGUUCUCAAUGGCAACAGGUGGCUUCUUUCCGCAUCGUGUCUGCACGUUACAGGAGUGUUUGAUGCAGCACUUGAAGAUACCUUCCAAAUGGGAUGCCAUCAUGAAGUGCAGGCAGCAGAUGGCUUCAGUGAGUGAUUCAGAGAAUCCUGACAUGUGGUUCUUGAGACCUUUUCCAGCUCCUCUGCUUAAAGCACUUGCUCUGAAGGCUAUGUACCUUCUGCUGCUCCACUCAUCUCUAAUGGAUAACUUGAUGUCUGACCUAACAACUGUAGUAUGUGGUUAUUUAAAUGCUUAUCGGACUGGGUCUGGAGAUCACCUUGGGAGCACAAAGCCCAUUUGCAUGGAGCUGCCAGAGGAGCUACGUGAGCUGGCAGACAUCCAGAAGCUACGAAGGGAGAAAGCAAUAAAAGACUACAGAAUGAAUGAGGAUGGUCUUUUGAUCAGACCAGCCUUGGAAUUAAAAGAGAGAAACGAUCCACAGAAGGAUGGAAACUACAGAGAUGAUGGGGAUCGCUUUCCCACAAAUAAAGCUGUGUCUCAAAUUACAUCCUUCUACAAUCAGGAUGUACUUUGUCAAGAAAAGCCUGAAAAUCAAAAUGAAGUGGUAAAUCUGUGGAAGAACCUUAAACUGACCUCAAGCUGGCUGCACGAAUCUAAUUUCUGAUACAGGUGACUUGAUGAGCUUAGACUGGGUAUUUGAAGACAUCCAAAUGAAAAAAGGGGCUAUUCCCCAUGCAGAAGUGUCAAACAAAAGCUCCUUUCUUUACAAUGACAGGUAAACCCAUUGCUGAAUGGAAAGAAUGAUGGGCUUUCUUUUGAAGGAAAUUCCUUCUUUGUCUGACUGUUCUUCUCAAGGUCUAUUUUUGAGAUCCAUUUUUUUUCAAGAGCUAUUUUUGAUUUCAAAACAGUGACAUUUGUUUUUCUUGUGUUGUUACCAGACCAGUGUCUUAAACUGUAUUGGUUCUUUUGUUACCUGUUGCAGGUAUGUAAAACUCUCAUUCAAUCCAGAUAUGUAAACAGGGGAGCUUAUAAGAUGCCUUUUCAUUGAGAUUACAAAGGGUUUGCUUGGAAAAAUUUAAAAACCUUUUGGCCAACCCAUGUGGGCUUGGUUUAUAUACAGAUAAGUCUCUUGGCAUAGCUACACAACAGUCUUUCAUAGGAGAGUGAAAAAGAUCACACCCUAAUGAAUCGCUAUGCUGGCAAAAACAGCAGAGGUGUACAGAUAAAAAGAACUUUUCUGCCAAGUCAGAGUUAUUUUAGGCUGAGAAAAGAAGCUUCCUGCUGGAAGUUGCACGCCACCGUUGUUUGUCAGCACUGCUGUUUCAAACUCAUGUAGAUAAGGCUGUAACACUAAUGUGGUGUGCAUAUAGACAAGUGUGUAUAAAGGGGAGGAAAAAACAGUUAAAUUAGUUUAAAAGAUAUAUAGCAUUCUUCCCCCCCCCAAGCAAAAUAAGAUAUAAAGGCAAAACCAGUUUAUUUCCAAUAUACUUGCUUUGGCUGGUGUUCACUAAAAGUAAAGCCCCUCCAACUGAUAGUACUACUCUACCACAUGACAAAAUUAAUGUAGGACAUGCCUGAGUCCUGGAACAUUUUUUUGGCCUAUGGCUAUAUUUGUCUUGCAAGCACAGGACUGUUGAAAAUUCUUUGCUUUUGAAAUACAUAAAAAAUAUUGCAUGUUUUGCCAUUCAGAUGCUUCAGACAGGGUGGGGAGCACCUUAAGCAUAAGGAAGGUUUUGUUCUCAGGGUUGUGGCUAUGAGUAUCAGUGAACGCUGAUGGAACAACAUGAAAUAGGGAAGAAUGGAAGAGGUAACAGUCACUGUCCCAACCAGACUGCAGCCUAAGAACAAUCUGGGCAUUGGGCUGCGAAUGUGUUAAGAGUAAUGAUGUCAGGUUGCAAGGGACAUGAUGUCUGCAUGUGAGUACAUACCUGUUUGAGCCAUUUUUCUUUGGAUGUAAAUUGGUGUGACUAGAUGCUUACGAUGCAUCCGUGUGCAUUUCUUUUAAAUAUCGUUAGGGGAAAUGUGUUUUGGUGUGUGUUUGUUUUUUUUCUCUCCACGAAGAGUACUAGACCAGCAGUAUUUAAAUAGGUCUCUUCUUUGAAACUAUAGAUAGGACUUGCUCACUUCUGGGAAUGGCAGAAAAAUCAGCAGAAAAACUUCCAAGGCUUGCUCUUUGUCAGUACAUUUUGUACUUUUUUUUUUUUAAACCCUUAACAGUAUUCUGUAAUGAAACUGAAUAGUUCCUUUGUCUCAGUUCACUUUAGAAAAAUAAAGCGGGCUUGAAACAA